This is a messenger RNA of Botrytis fragariae, 1200 nucleotides long. RefSeq lists its product as uncharacterized. The transcript has a single exon. The record is from RefSeq and is a predicted model, not a curated record. Bases 1 to 1200 code for a protein of 399 amino acids. NCBI's taxonomy places the organism in Eukaryota, Fungi, Ascomycota, Leotiomycetes, Helotiales, Sclerotiniaceae.
AUGGAACCAGACAUUCUUGAAUUGCGAGGAUUCAUCCGCAACCCUAAAAACGAGAAGGAACUCCUACACAACCGUCGAAUGUAUGAAGAAUUCGUAUUUAAAUAUGAGAUCUAUCUCGCAAACGUAGAGAAUCCUCACACCUUUGUGAGUUACUAUGGUCCCAUUCAACUUGGCCACGUUAGAGACGUAUCCAAUAAAUGUACCAGCAUCUACUUUCUCAAAGGUAGAACCCAGGGAAACAAAUCAGCUAUACCAUCCGUCCACCGAUAUAUAUCAGAAAAAUGGUUCGAAGGAAAUAUUCACAAUAAAGAUAUUACAUUUCAACGCUUUUUUGCCAAAAUAGUGCUUAUGUCGCCGUCGCACAUGAUCAAACAUUGCCUUGAACUCCACAACAUUUUUUGCAGAAAAUUUGAUGACCGCUCAAAGAAUCGUAUUUUCUGCUUAAAAAAUAGAGAGAGCCUCAAAGUCGCAAAACUACGGAGUUACGACCCAGCACUAGAAACGGAAGAUCAUCAUGAUUCAAAAAACUAUAGAAUCACAUCCUUGUUCCGAAGUGUGAUUAUUGUUAUGAGAGAUUGCAAACUCGAUGUGCCGACCGCCGAACGAAAAGUGUUAUUGGUGAGAAUUGGGAUCAAGAAUGGACUUGCUUUAUCCUUCAACUUUGAUGGGGUUGAACAAGUCGAGGAUGAUGAUCCUGAUUUCAUACCACCAAGCAAUAGCAUCACAACAACGUUGAAAGAAGCGGUGGCAUUCGUUAUGCGACUCCACAAAUCGUUCGAGACUAUUUUUCCAUCAUCAGAUGAACGGAACACUGGAACAUUCAUCACAGACUCCGGAAUGUCAGUAUCCUUGACGGCGGCAACGGAAAUGGGAUAUAAAGGAAGGGAAGUCGUGGGACCAAGCACUAAUUGGGUCAACAUGAACUCCGGUAAUAUUCCUCACAACUGCUACGAAGGUUUCUGCAAUUCUUCGUAUGCUGAGAUGAGAGAUGGAUUUUAUGAGGAGGAGUCAGAAGCGAGAAGCCAGCGAGAACCAGGGGCACCUGUAUCUGAUCCGAGCAAUCAACUACCUAUAAGGCCAACUCCUAGCUUCAGCAAUAGCCCGAGCUUCGGCACUCGAAUGAGCUUCGCUAAUAUCGCCGACAAUUUAUUUUCAAUCUCGCAUGACGUCUCAUCAACUAGCAGAUGGAAUUGGAUAUGA